AUGCUGGCAUCCCUUCUCCGUCCCAAGAAACGACGCGUAUAUGCCGAACGCUCUCCCUUCUCGUCCCCGUACACUACGCGAGAAUCCGCCUGGCCAAUUCUCCAGCGUAACUCUGGACCGGGCUAUCACCAGAUCCAAGACCACCCCGCGGAUGACCAUGGCAUCGAACAUACAGAGUACGACGACGAGGACGCCGAUGGUGAAGAUGGCGAAGAUGAGGAAGAUGGCCCGAUCGAGUCCACUCCGUUACUCCCCAUCUUCUCGGCUUCCCACCUAGACACCCUUCCUGUGUACGAUAUUACUCACGCCAUUCGUCCCCUCAUCGUGUCGCGCUGCGAGACUACCUUGACGUGGGAUCAGUUACGGUCGCCUCAGAUCUCCCAGUUCCUUGUCAAACCAAUCCAACAAAAAAUCCGCGCCUUUCACUUCUCCCGAGCCACCUUGUACGCGUUGUUGACCAAUUGCCUGCAAUUCAACCGGGAAGUCCAUCUCAACCCUGGGAACAGCGGCGUCAAUCAAACUCGCGCGAUGGUGAGCGAACUCCUUGCCAUGAAGUUGUUGAGGGAGUACACGACCCAGGGAAUUGAUUAUGCGCUUUGUACGAAUUCUAUCCCCGGCAGGGCCAACCCCGUGCCAGGGACCGGAAGUUGCUGGCAGCCGACCCCGGGCACCAAGCGAUUUGCAGGGGUAGCUCGUAUCUCUUGUCUCGAGAUCGCCAUUCGUACCCCAGGCCCAAGCGGUUUCUGUCUCACCCUCUUGUUGUACAGCAGCUGGAGGCAAUCUGGGCGGGCACCAUCGUCUUUCAUUCGGCCGCCGAUUACCUCCACCGCGCUCCACCUAAAUCGCCCGAUCGGAAUGUUUCUUUCAACGCUGUCCUUUGCUGUAUUGUUGGCGUUAUUCCUGGCAGUCCUCCAGAGACGACAUGUGGAGAUCACGUCGUUGGAGAUCGUGUUCUGGUUCUGGAGCACAGGCUUCAUGCUGGAUGAGAUUGUUGGUUUCAAUGAACAGGGAUUUAGCCUGUAUUUGAUGAGUUUUUGGAAUCUGUUUGACCUCGGUAUUCUAUUCCUCCUGUUCUGUUACUAUUGCAUGCGCCUAUAUGGUGCACUGAUGCCAAUCACUCGAACCCACGCUAUUGCCAACCAAGCCUACGACAUCCUGGCUGCAAACGCCGUUCUUCUCGUCCCUCGGCUUUUCUCAGUUCUCGACCACUACCGAUACUUCUCACAACUACUGAUUGCUUUCCGGAUAAUGGCAUCUGACUUGGUCGCUGUCUUUCUUCUGAUCAUCAUCGCCUGCAGUGGCUUCUUUGUCGCAUUUACUCUUUCCUUUGGGCAAGGCCAGGACCAGUCGCCCGGUUCUGUUGCGUUCGCUCUAUUUCAGAUGCUGAUGGGCUUCACUCCAACCGCCUGGACGCUUUGGGAUGAGUAUAACACCCUGGGAAAAGUCAUUCUGACGAUCUUCCUAUUCAUCUGUCAUUUUGUGGUUGUCACCAUUCUGAUCACCGUUCUCACCAACUCCUUCAUGGGUAUUGUACAGAAUGCCAAUCAGGAACACCAGUUCUUGUUCGCUGUCAACACCAUUUCCAUGGUGAAAUCCGAUGCGCUGUUUUCUUAUGUGGCACCGACAAACAUCCUUGCCUGGCUUAUCACACCGCUGCGUUACCUGAUGCCCUUCAGACAGUUCGUUCGGGUCAAUCGCACAAUCAUCAAGGUCACCCAUCUACCUAUCCUCUUUACAAUCUGCUUAUACGAAAAGACGAUUUUGAGCUCAAAAGUGGUGGAACCUACCGAUCUCGUCGAUCCGCAGGCUCAGCGCGAUAUGGUGAGCCGGCCUCGGCCUCCCCGUCAUAGCCGCUUCAGGGCAUUCACCUCCAAUGCCCCUCGCCUGGUACGGGAACCAUCCGUCGCGACAUACCAGAAGGACCGUGCCCUGGAAGAGGUGUUUCGACAGCCCUUCCAAAGUGCAAACCGGGACCGUAGGCGAGAUGCUGGCACUCGAGAGAGCAACAACAUUGUGCACAACUGGAUGAAAACCAUGGGCUCAGGCCCUGUUCAUCCACCCGAUGAGCAAGACUCAGACGAAGUCAGCCGACUAGAAAAGCGUUCGCGAAGGCUACGUUACUCGCCACGGAGCCGGCGAACACGAAGUCUGCGCGACUUUACCGCAUCGAAUCGCUCCGCAGUUUCCGAUCCCGAGGAGCAAGUCAAUCCCGUCGCCUCGUCCCCAGCUACUCCACGGCCCGGGAGAGCAUUUUUGACGCCCACGCGAACCCGGCAACUUUCGCGACACACCGGAAUGGAAGGCGACGACGAGCUUACAAGUGAGGACAACGAUGACUGGGUUGAAGACCAGCCCUCGAGUGAUGGGGAUAGAAAGCCGACGGACAAGGACUGGGGGAAGUCGCCUGAAAGCCCUGGGAAGUCAACCCCCAAAUUCUACAGCUCGAGACCGUCGACCGCGAAGGUCAAGUCUCGCAAAACCAGCCCGACGCGGCGACCUCGAUAUCACACGCGGAACGCAUCGGCCGCCACAAUGCUGUACAACCCGCUGUCCCCAGCGAGCGAUGGCGAGGCAAGCGAGACCACAUCGAUCCCCAUCCGGCCUCGCGCCACGACUCCUGAUCACGAGGGCCCGGCCAAUGUGUCAACGGCUGUUGACCACUGGAUGCUGCGGAGACACAGUCUCGAUGACAGCCGCAGUCGGAAUGCGACCAUACCGAGGUCCAACCACAUGUCCGUACCGGACCUGGGCAAUUUCCUCACCCCGGACGCUCGGUACAGGGAGCGACGCCAGGCAUCGAUUUUGGAUGCGCUCGGAUCCGACCUGGGCGAUAACCGUGCGAUUGCGAAUGGUUUCCUCGGCGGUGUGCCCAUGAGUUUGACGACGCAGAUGGAAUAUGCCACGGGUGGCAUGCGCCGACAAGGCAGCCCUAGCAGCAGCCAAGACAUGCUCAGUAAACUCGUGCUGGCUCGGAUGAACAACAUCGAGGAGGGGUUCCGCGAAGUCAUCCGGGAAGUGAAGGACCUUCGUCGUGAAGGGACAAGUCGGAGCCAGAGUCGGCCCGAUGAGCACAGAGAUGUUCAACGCGAGAAGAAAAGACGCAUCGAACGGAAGGUUCAAGGGUCGCGGAAAAGCAAGACGAGCAGCGAAGGACGACAUUCGGACGACGUUUCAGUGGAGCCCCACUUGAUAGAUGUAUAG
This is a messenger RNA of Aspergillus terreus NIH2624, 3201 nucleotides long. RefSeq lists its product as uncharacterized. Gene Ontology annotation, biological process: monoatomic ion transport; transmembrane transport. Bases 1 to 3201 code for a protein of 1066 amino acids. Lineage: Eukaryota; Fungi; Ascomycota; Eurotiomycetes; Eurotiales; Aspergillaceae. The record is from RefSeq and is a predicted model, not a curated record. Gene Ontology annotation, molecular function: monoatomic ion channel activity. The transcript is spliced from 3 exons. Gene Ontology annotation, cellular component: membrane.